Molecule: messenger RNA, 1614 nt
Organism: Spodoptera littoralis (African cotton leafworm)
Lineage: Eukaryota; Metazoa; Arthropoda; Insecta; Lepidoptera; Noctuidae
Source: the annotation of a GenBank genome assembly
GUACAAGAUUAUAAUAUUUCAGGUCAUCUACCUUGCCACUCAGCCACAAACAGCUGAUCCGAGGACCAACAAUGUCAUUAUCUCCUAGACGGACAAGUUCAAUGAUAUCAACUUAAACACUAUUACGUAUGCAAAGACGCGCGUGCGCGCAUCUGCUCCUCCAUAUCAAACACCUCACUACUUGAACAAUCACCUCUCUCGCUCACACUCACCACACCAGCCAUAAGACAAAAAGAAACACAUGAACUGGAUCAUGAGCCACCAAAUCAGGGUACGGUGUCACAAACAACAGAAAAGGCGCUUCAUACAAACGACAAUGAUUCUAAAACGGACGAUAAGCGACUGACAAUGAUACGACUUAGGACGUUUUGUCUUCCAUAUCUUGAGGAGGAUUCGUAUCAGAUAGCUUUCCCUUACACUUGGGUCCCCUCCGUGCCAGAAGGUCGCAUGUGCACGCGCGCUCGUACGUUGGAACACAAUGCCUACCGGAACUGCACACUAUGUGCUGAAUUUGAAAUAGCUGUAUAAAAACAGCUGGGUCCUUGUCGAAACUAUCACAAUCAAUCCAACCACCGUUCAGUGUACAACACGAGGAGCACAGCAAAAUGGUGUCCAGUAAAGUAGUGUGCUUGUUGGCCCUGGCCCUAUUCGGGAGCGCAGCUGCCCAGCCUGCCAAGGAUGCCUUCUGGAAGGGCACCCCCAUGGACGGCAUGGUGGAGGAGAUGAGAUCUGGCUGCGCUGAAGGAUCUGACCCCACUGCCUGCAUCAAAUACAAGGUCAUGUCGUUAUUGGACUCCAUUUUCAAGAAGGACACCUUCCAGAUCUCCGACGCUGUUGAGGUGACGAAGAAUGGUGCAGCCAACGAUGUCAGUGCUCGCUCUAAUGGCGAUUUCUUGGACAGCAUUGAGAACUUCAUCCAGUCCCACGAUGUUACCUUCAAGCUGCCAAUCGUCGACACCCAGAUCACUGUGAGCCCCAGGAACCUUGACAAUGAUGAGCUAUCCCUGAACGUUAAGUUCAACAAGGAGGGUGCUCGCGCCGUCGGAGAGGCCCGCAAGGCUAAGCUCAAGAAGAUCAUCGUCCCCAUCCUGGUAUUCAUCCUCCUCAAGGCUAUGACCCUCAUCCCUCUCGCUAUUGGUGUCCUCGGUCUGAAGGCCUGGAACGCUCUGCAGCUGUCCUUCUUCUCCUUCGUGGUUUCCGUCGCACUGGCCAUCUUCCAGCUUUGCAAAAAGAUUGCGGCGGACAACUCGCACCCCCAGAUCGCUGCCCACGGUCCCUGGGACGCCGCGUACGCCGCCACCCGCCGCAGGAGAGACGCUGAGCCCCAAGAAUUGGCCCAGGAACUCGCCUACAACGCUUACCACUAAGAUAUCCGAACGCCACCCCAUCCCAACGACCUGUAUCCGAACCCUAUUUAUUGCGCUGUGAUCGAACAGCUGAUAGAUGGGCACAGAUAACAUAGACCAAAUAAAAUGAUUUCGUCGAGAAAUCGAGACCGUGUAAAUACUAUGUAAUGCAACUUAUUUAUUAAAAUAUUGUGCUUGAGAGCGUGUGAUUGUGAUGUAUGACUGAUGUUAUUUAUUUAUAUUGAUAAUAAAUCAUUGAAGAAUUACA